AGCGAUAAACAAGCCUCCUGCAAUGAUUGCCGUUUGAAUGCGAUUGUUCAACUUUCAAGUGGCGUCCGCCGCGGGCAGCGCUGCAGACAAGGUUCGCUUAUUUGCACGUGAUCGCCCGGAUCUCACGAGACAGCACAACACAGAGACGGACGGCUCGGCAGUCGGCAGUCGCUCUCUGGCCUCGGCCGAGGAGGGUCAAGGGGUCACCGGUCAGUCUCGUGACCGAUCUACCGACCGUUUAUAUAAAAGUGCGGGUUAGCGCAGUGUUUUCGACCGUGAAUUGCUAGGACGAUUUAUUUUGAACGAAUUUGACUUUCGCAAUUUCAUUUAACCAUAAUUGUUUAUGAAGUCUGUCAGCGGUUGCUACUUCCGUGUUUGCUGUUGACCCGUACUGGAUUGAAGGUCACAAUAUCCUGCUGGAAAACUGGGACAUGUCGCCCCCCUUUCCUGCUAUCGUUAAUCGGUGAGGAAACCGGGCCCAGCUGUUGUGGACCGCCGCUGGCGAUCACAGGAUCGUCCUUGGCGGAAGAGGCGGCGCUCAAGUGGCUGUGUGAUCUGAAGAGCUCUCCCGGGUGGACCGCCGCGGUGGUCUCUGGUCAGUGUGUCAGCGAGAAUCAUCAGUCAGUGAGGCUGCGUUCGUCGGGUCACGUAAAGCCGACUCGGCGAGUUGUGUCUGAAAGGACAAGUGACAAGUGCUCCGAACCGCCGCACGUCUCGGGCUCUGUGAUUUUGUAAGCCGGGCAAGCCUGACCGAUCGUUGGGGCCGUGGGCUAUUCGGGCGUGGUGGUCAGAUUUAAAUAGCCUGACGUGACCUGACGUGACCUGAGUGGUGUGUCGGGUAUGUCUGCGACGUUUCCGCGCACGGGCGCCGGUCUGGGCUCGGCCGGUCUGCCUCUGAUGAUUCCAGAGGAGGAGGGGGAGGACGAAUGGCCGGGACAGCUGGACCACCGGCGCCGCUCCAUCUCGCUGCCCGGCCUCGACCUGGUCGCCAUCAGCCAGAGGGAGCCGGGAGAGAGCCGGCGAAUGAGCAACUCGGACGGCGCGCUGCUGGAGGGCUCGCCGGACGACUCACCACCGCCGCCCUCCGACUCCGACUCGGGCUCACAGGCCGCCUCCAAACCCAGCAGUCUACAAGGCUCGCUAGACGGCAAGGACAGCGACUACACUGACACCAUCUGCUCCACCCGGAGCGACUUCUUCAAGCGCUACUAUGCACCCAACAGCAGUCCAGCUCGGGCUGACCCGGCGGUCGACUCAAACGGGUACACCCCUCUGCGGCCCACGGCGGGUCCCGCCGGGCAGAGCGGUCAGCCCGACGAUCCACCGCCCUCCAAGCCGGACGAGGUCUCCGCAGAACCCUCCGUGGAGGUGAAAAAGCCUCCUGCGAAGAAGAGCCGGCUCAAGGGCUGGGCCAGCCAGGUGCGCUUCUCGUGGGUGGCCAUGGCGCUGCUCUUCACUGUCAUCAUCGCCUCCAUCGUCGUCAUCGUCCUCCAGUACAACAUUCAUAAGUCAAAGUACGCUCUGCUCGGGCGGUUCAAGUUCAGCGAGCAGGAGCGCCGGCUGCGGCUGUUAUCUCCGGAAGGCGAGGAGCAGGCUCGCAUCUUCAUCGCCAGCGAGGUGCCCAGCGACGACCUGCCGUACGACUGCGGCCUGCACCGGUCCACGCGCGUCUCACAUACCUCAAAAUACCUGGCCGAGUCGACCUCCCAGGGGCGCGGCGUGUGCCUCGAGUGGAAGAACCAGGCGCGGGUCACGCUGGAACAGGUGAGCCCGGAGCGACUGAACUGCUCGGGGCCCGUCUGCCGCGGCAUCCAGUGUUUCCGCGUGGACUGGCGCUCGCUCAGCCCAACCGUGGACCUGAUGGACUGCCUGAGUCUGAAGGAGCCGGCCGGACAGACGUGGUACGGCAGCGCCGAGUCAGCCGCGGCCGACAGCUGGCCGCUGGGGACCGCCGACCAGCCGCUGGCGCCGCUAGUCACCGGGGAUACCAGUCAGCACGCCUUCGGCAACGUCGUGCAGCGCUCGUUCCUCUCCAGUAACGGUGUCGGCGUGUACACAUUUACCAACGAGUCCAUGUUCGUGCGCGUGGACGUGACUGAGGGCCGGCUGUGCCUGGGUAACGUGCGCCGUCCCUUCCCGUACCGGUACCCGGCUGAGGAUCACCUGACCAUGCUCUACUCCAUCUGCACGGCGCCAAACAUUAUGCAGAUGCAUCAGUUCGGCACGCACGUGCUCAAUCCAUACUCGCGCCGCAUCGAGGAGACGCGUCGCAAGGUGUGGCCGAGCUUCGACCAGAUCGUGUACCACUUCCCUGGUGGCGGCGGAGUCUACACCCAGGAUCAGGUGAUUGCGUACGGUGCAGACAUCUCAAACCGGCGCUACGGCAGCGGCGUGCUGGUGCUAGACAGUCACUGGCAGGCGCACCAGGGGGACAUCCAGUUCGACCGCAAACGCUUCAGCAACGCCUGGAAGGCCAACGAGCUCCUGCAGCGGCAGGGUCUGGAGCUGGCCGUCACCAUCAGUCCCGUGGUGGAGCUGAAGUCGGCCAACAUCGAGUACGGCAUCGACAAGCAGCUGUGGGUGCGAGAGGCCGUGACGGGGGACCCGGCGCUAGUCAACCUGGCCAACGCCAAGGGCGCCUGGAUGGACCUCUCCAGCACAAAGACGCAGAACUGGCUGCGGACCAAGCUGAAGAGGCUGAAGGACGAGACCAAGAUCAAGUGGGUGGUAAUCGACCAGACCUCGGCGCAGCUGCUGCCGUUCUACUACAACCUCACGCAACGGAUGGCCAACCCGGACUACCUGUCAGAGCAGCUGCACGCUGUGGUGCGCCAGGCGGGCCUGCUGGUGCUGAGCACCUCCAGCGCGGUGCGGCCGCUCCAGGAGCCCGUGUUCGCGCAGCUCUCGCCCCGCCCGUCCACGUGGGCCGGCCUGCGCCAGGUGCUGCCCUCUGCGCUGGCGGCCGGCACCGGCGGCCUCCACCUGGUGGCGCCACCGGCGGUGGGCGGCUCCGGCGCCGCCGAGCCAGAGCUCUACGCCCGCUGGCUGCAGCUCGCCAGCUUCAUGCCUCGGGUGCAUUUAGCGCAGCUGCCGCACCAACUGAGUCCCGAGCUGGAACAGAUGGCCAACACGCUGCUGUGGCGCCGCCGCCGCACCGUGCUGCCCGCCUACAAGGCGGCGCUGCGGGAGGCGCUGGCAGAGGGCUGGCCCAUGGUGCGGCCGCUGUGGCACCAGUUCGGAGAGGACCCGACUGUGGCGCCGAUCGCCGACCAGUUCCUGAUUGGGGCGCGGCUCAUGGUAGCCCCGGUCACCGAGCCGAACGUCACCAGCCGGCGCGUGUACCUGCCGCGCGGCCUGUGGCGUGAACUGAGCUCGGGUCGGCUCGACAGCGGUGGUAGGUGGCUGGAGCAGCCCGUCACCAUCGACACAAUCCCGCACUACGAGCUCUUUGAGCCAGACGACCAGUGAAGUGGGGUGAGCCCUCGGCCGCGCAGUACCUUGGAUGAGUUUUACGGACAGCAGACGUCACUCGAACGGUUGCACGACAGACGUGCCAGUGAUAUGAUCACGUCAAAUUCCUGCAGACCGUACGUGUAGAGAUUCUGACCGUGAGGAAGGGACGGAGAAAAGUAGACUAUGGCGACGAAAUGGAUCGAUGGGACCACUUUUAUGAAUGCAUAUUACGUUGACCUAGGGAGAUAUUGUGAGGGUCGACGGACCCGCUUCUCCGUCCCAUUAGCAAUCAGUUGUCUUCCAACAAACUACUCAAACCUCGUCGUGAAAUAACAUGUGCGCCUGCGCCCAGCAGUUUGCACAUUGUUUGCGGAAGUGUGCCGUGCUCGCGGUUCCCGCGCGCAGGCACAAAUGACGUGGGCGUUCUGGUAUGCUGUGAGAUAACUGAUAUGAGGGGAAUGACUUUUUGUUGUUUUACAUGUGCGUGUAUGUGCUGAGAUGAAGCAUUGUAUGUUCCUGGCAGCAAGUGCUCGGUGAAGCUGGAGAAUGUUAGAGGCCAUUUACAUGUUUAAUUUAAUUGCCGCGAGACGAUCGUGAUAAUAUGAUAGCGUCAAGCGAUCAGAAAGGUCUUCCUUGAGCACAUAUCAUGCGAGACGUGCCAUAUCAAACGACUCUGGUUGAAUAUACGCAUCGAAGGAUUUUAAUUAUCUAAGAAUAGCCGACUAAACUCACAUGACGGCAGUGAAGAUGUGAAGUGUAAAACUGGAUCGGAAGCCCAUGUGUGAAGGUAUUACUGCUGAUCAUUUUACGUUCCGCCGUUAUGAUUUGAUAUUGAAGUGCCAACAUGUGCCCCAUUUAAUAUGCUGGAUAUUUUAUUUGAAUAAACUUGAUCAUUGUAAAUGAA
Amphibalanus amphitrite is the source of this 4357-nucleotide messenger RNA. RefSeq names its product myogenesis-regulating glycosidase-like. The transcript is spliced from 7 exons. Gene Ontology annotation, biological process: carbohydrate metabolic process. Gene Ontology annotation, molecular function: hydrolase activity, hydrolyzing O-glycosyl compounds. The coding region runs from base 841 to 3468 and encodes 875 amino acids. Lineage: Eukaryota; Metazoa; Arthropoda; Thecostraca; Balanomorpha; Balanidae. The record is from RefSeq and is a predicted model, not a curated record.